Messenger RNA from Ascoidea rubescens DSM 1968, 1142 nucleotides. Its product is annotated as NuoB/complex I 20 kDa subunit family protein. Gene Ontology annotation, molecular function: 4 iron, 4 sulfur cluster binding; NADH dehydrogenase (ubiquinone) activity; quinone binding. The record is from RefSeq and is a predicted model, not a curated record. The coding region runs from base 67 to 708 and encodes 213 amino acids. NCBI's taxonomy places the organism in Eukaryota, Fungi, Ascomycota, Saccharomycetes, Ascoideales, Ascoideaceae. Gene Ontology annotation, biological process: electron transport coupled proton transport; aerobic respiration; mitochondrial respiratory chain complex I assembly. The transcript has a single exon.
GUGAGAUAUAGAAUCACCUCCAUCGACCAACGACACAGUCUCAUCCCACAAUAUCUUCUUUGCAGAAUGAGUUUCUUAAUCAAAAGCAAGACCUUGGGAAUAAUACCUAGAACUGCCCCAAUACUCUCUUUCACACUUUACCGAAACGCUGCUUCCUAUACUUUGUCAAGAACCAAACAAAUCACCCCUACACCAUUGGAAACAGACUAUCCUUUAAUCUCCCUGUACAAACCAUCUUCAAAACUUGACUAUGUUCUCACCUCUCUUGAUGGCAUUAUGAAUUGGGCCAGAAAAUCGUCUUUUUGGCCUGUUACCUUCGGUUUAGCAUGUUGUGCUGUUGAAAUGAUGCAUCUUUCCACCCCAAGAUAUGAUCAAGAUAGAUUGGGUAUCAUUUUCAGAGCUUCUCCCAGACAAGCUGAUAUUAUGAUUGUUGCUGGCACUUUAACUAAUAAGAUGGCUCCAGCUUUGAGACAAGUUUACGAUCAAAUGGCCGAACCAAGAUGGGUCAUUUCAAUGGGCUCUUGUGCAAAUGGUGGUGGUUACUACCAUUACUCAUAUGCUGUGGUUAGAGGUUGCGAUAGAAUUGUGCCUGUUGAUGUCUAUGUUCCUGGCUGUCCUCCAACUGCCGAAGCUCUUAUGUAUGGUGUUUUCCAAUUACAGAAAAAGAUGAUGAAUACCAAAACAACAAGAUUAUGGUACAGAUCUUAGGCCUUACAUGCUAUUUAUUUUGUAUCUUACUCAUUAUCAUUCAUUCUAUAUAUCUCAUUUCAAUUCAGCUCACUCAAUUCAACCUCAAUCCUCAAUUCUCCAUUUUACAUCAAAUAACAUGAAAAAAAUUCUAAAGAAUAUAACGAAUACAAUCUUACAAUCUUACAAUCUUAUGCUUUAAUGAUUCCUUGAUUUGCUGAUAAUUAUUCAAUUUAAUAUUCAAUUUAAUAUUCAUUCAACUACUUUAUUCCAUUUUAUCCUAUCCUAUCCUAUCUUAUCCUAUCCUGUCUUCUUUCCUAUUUUCUAUGUUAUAAUAAAUCACAUAUAACAAUAUAAAUAAACAUUACAAUUAUCCUAGUUUAAUUAUUGAAUUAUUUCAAAUUUUAAGCCUUUUUUUUUUAUUUUAUCUUAUUUGGUUACUAUUAUUCAUUAAU